Messenger RNA from Gavialis gangeticus (Gharial), 2395 nucleotides. It is a transcript of the gene ASB14, whose product is annotated as ankyrin repeat and SOCS box containing 14. Gene Ontology annotation, cellular component: cytoplasm; nucleus. The transcript is spliced from 9 exons. Lineage: Eukaryota; Metazoa; Chordata; Crocodylia; Gavialidae. Gene Ontology annotation, biological process: intracellular signal transduction. The record is from RefSeq and is a predicted model, not a curated record. Bases 119 to 2014 code for a protein of 631 amino acids. Gene Ontology annotation, molecular function: protein binding.
UUUGCAUCUGCUAUUGUUGCCAGAAAUCCAGAAUUAAUCUGAUGAUUUAAAAACUGCCUUCUAAUAGAAGAGACUUGCUUUCCUUCACUGUUUGUGGUCCAAGUUGUGCAGAUUUGACAUGUAUAAUUCUACAUAUACACAUGAUGAUGACUCUGAUGAUGAGCUUGCUACUCAGUAUGUUAUCCAGCAAAGCUUGCAGGAUAUCCAUAAAAGUGAGACAGUUACAGAUCCAGCAGAGACUGAUAGCUUUCGAUAUGUUACAAGCAAAGAACAUGGGAAGAUAAUCACAGCUAUUCGGACAGUUAAGUACAAACACAGAAAUCAUGCCUCCUCUAUUUUCAUUCGAUUUGUAUACUCCUUGGUGUCACUGGAUCUUAGACUCCAAUGCUUUCUGCUUAAUAAUAUGGAUAUGAAUCAAUACUUCAUAGGCCAAGAAGAAGUCUUGCAGAAGUUAAUGAGGCACCAUUCUGCUUUUAAGGAAGCAGAUCACCAAGGCUGGCUUCCUCUGCAUGAAGCUGCAGCACAGUUAAACAAGAACAUCCUAGAAAUAACUCUGAAAGCCUCGCACCCUGUUGUGUGGGAGCAAACCAAUCUGAAAGGAGAAACUCCUCUCUUUGUGGCAGUAGAAAAAUGCUUUGUAGACAAUGUCAAUUUUUUCCUGGUUAAUGGCUGCAACCCCAAUGUUAAGAAUGAAGAAGGAGACUCUUCUCUAGUUAUAGCGAUUAAACAUGACUCGUAUGAAAUCGCCUCCCUGCUGAUCACGUUUGGAGCAAAUGUAAAUUUACAGUGCGUCAAUAAGAGGACAGCGUUACAUGAGGCAGCCAGACUGGGCAGGAAGGACUUGGUUAACCUUCUGCUUUGUUCUGGAGCUGAUCCUGAUCCCUGCAGUGCUUAUGGGCUCACUCCCCUCGCUCUGGCAGCACAGAUUGGGCAUACAGAAAUAAUGGAAAUCUUACUGAAAAAAGGUGCUGAUGUCCUUUCACAGGCCUUUGAUUGUGCUUCAGUAUUAUUUGAAGCUGCCGGAGGAGGAAAUCCAGAUUCAGUGACUCUUUUACUGGAGUAUGGGGCUGAUGCCAAUGUACCAAAGCACUCGGGUCACUUGCCAAUCCAUAGAGCUGCAUAUAGAGGACACUAUCUAGCUUUGAAGUGCUUAGUUUCAGUUACUGAUUUUGAUGCCAUUGAGGAGAGUGGGGUAAGUCCAGUUCACUCUGCAGCAGCAGGAGCACAUCCUCAGUGCCUCGAAUUUCUCCUCAAAUCUGGGUUUGAUGCCAAUUUCAUGUUGGGUCAGAGAAUUCACAAGGGCUAUGAUGACGAGCGGAAAUCAGCUCUAUAUUUUGCUGUCUCAAAUGCAGAUAUCUCUUCAGCGCAACUGCUCCUGAAUGCUGGAGCCCUGCCAAAUCAAGACCCCAUUAACUGUCUUCAGUUAGCUUUGAGGAUGGGCAACUAUGAGUUAAUGAGUCUUUUGCUUCGCCAUGGGGCCAAUGUAAAUUACUUCUGCAGAGUGAAUACAACACAUUUCCCAUCGGCUUUGCAGUAUGCACUGAAAGACGAAGUCAUGUUAAGGAUGUUGUUGAAUUAUGGGUAUGAUGUGUACCGCUGCUUUGAUUGUCCUCAUGGAGACAACUCCCAUUCCCAAUAUGUGUUUGCAGGAUGGACUUCUACUGUUAUCAAAGACACAAUGUUCUGUGAGGUGAUAACGCUGUCAUGGCUGAGGCACUUGUCUGGGAAAGUAGUGCGAGUAAUGCUAGAUUACAUUGAUCGUGUUAACAUUUGCAGUAAGCUGAAACCAGUUCUCAAAGAACAGGAGCUGUGGCCCGAAAUUGAAUCCAUGAUAACAAAUCCUCGCUCUUUGAAACAUCUUUGUCAUUUGAAGAUCCAGAAAUGUAUGGGGCGCUUGCAUCUGUGCUGUCCCUUCUUCAUGACAUUCCUUCCUCUACCCAACCCGUUAAAAGAAUAUAUACUAUUUAAGGAAUAUGAUCUUUAUGGACAAGGGAACUUGAAAGGAACUUUCUGAGGACAUCAACUGGUAGUCCUGUGUUUUAGAGAGAAUAUGCAACUGGAUAAAGACUGUGUUUCAUGCAGUUUUUUUUCCCCUGUUGGGAUUUAAACUCCUACAGGCAUCACAAAACCAGCCAUUUCUUUUAGAUGCAAAGGAAUUAAACUACAGUAGAGUAAGUAUUAGAUAUGCCAGCAUCCAUCCGUAAUAGCAGAGAGAGCUUCCAGCAUAUAACAGAUGUAUGAAGGAUAUGGCAGUAAUAAUUUGAAACUACACUAGUAAGCACAUUUUUGUCAACAUUUUCAAGUAAUUCAAGGAACGGUGAAAUAGCCCUCAAAUGGCCCACAACCAUGAGUUGAAGAGGUUAUGCUACUACUUGUACUAUCUGGUUUUUGGUUG